Nothoprocta perdicaria is the source of this 1860-nucleotide messenger RNA. It is a transcript of the gene NUDCD2, whose product is annotated as NudC domain containing 2. Gene Ontology annotation, biological process: protein folding. The transcript has 4 exons. The record is from RefSeq and is a predicted model, not a curated record. NCBI's taxonomy places the organism in Eukaryota, Metazoa, Chordata, Aves, Tinamiformes, Tinamidae. Gene Ontology annotation, cellular component: cytoplasm. The coding region runs from base 23 to 496 and encodes 157 amino acids.
CCGGGACGCCGCGGGGGUGCCCAUGUCGGCGCCGUUCGAGGAGCGCAGCGGCGUGGUGCCCUGCGCCACGCCCUGGGGCCGCUGGUACCAGACGCUCGAGGAGGUUUUCAUCGAGGUGCGCGUCCCGGCCGGCACGCGCGCCCGCGACGUGCGCUGCGCCCUGCGGAGCCGCCACGUCGAGCUCGCCGUGGGCGGCGAGGAGGUGCUGCAGGGCAAACUGUUUGACUCUACAGUAGCAGAUGAAGGAACAUGGACAUUAGAGGAUCGGAAAUUGAUACGAAUUGUUCUAACCAAGACAAACCGAGAUGCUGGAAAUUGUUGGACAUCUCUGCUAGAAAAUGAAUACGCUGCUGAUCCUUGGGUCCAGGACCAGAUGCAGAGGAAACUCACCCUGGAGCGAUUCCAAAGAGAGAAUCCUGGAUUUGACUUCAGUGGGGCAGAAAUUUCYGGAAAUUACAGCAAAGGAGGACCUGACUUCUCUAGUGUUGAAAAGUGAACUGUCUUCUUUAGGAGAAAUUACACAAUGCACUUAAGGACUGCAAUAUGUAACCAUGGGAGGACUUCAGUGAUCUAUUUAGCACCAAGUUAGUGAUAAUUUUUUUUCUAGGAGAGAAAGAWGAUCUCUUGGAACAGCAUCAAGACAAAGUGUCAGCAGUGGAUUUUUAAGCUGUGGKAACUUGAAAGUAUUACAGACAGAAAAAGGUAUAUUCUUAAAUAACACUUUUCUUUCUUCUCUUACAUUUAGCUUGUUAGUUACAAACAUAUCAUUCGGCUUAGCAUGAGAAUGUGGUCUCACUCAAUUUUGAAGCAUAGACCCAGAACCAAUAUGCUUAACACUUUCUUGCAAGAGGAAGGAUUUAAGGAAGGCUCAGAGUUCUCAAAGAAUGUGUAAAUGUCUUUCUAAACUAGUGAUUUUAGUGAACUAUAGCAUCUUGCAGAAAGUAAGGGUUUGUAAUCCAUUGCUUCGUUGAUUAUAGGGCUGUUGUUUCAUCCCAGCUGCUAUAKUAAGUGAUAGCAGAAGACGAAGGUUUGGUGAAAAACUAUAGCAAGGUGUGCUAAUGUCAAAAUCAGUGCAAGUAUUGGCAAUUUGGAAAUGGGUGGAAUAUUUAAUGACUCUUGAAAUGACAGAAGCCAAAAGAAGUUAUUAAAGACAACUUGUCAAGUAGGAAGUUCUAUUUUGCAUCUAUUAACAAUCAACACAUUUCUUUAGGUAUCAAAGAAGAAGCAGUUCUACAUCUGUCAGUAUGCUGAUAGUUUAUGAUUUUAGAUGAAUUUCAAACUUYGCUCUUGCCCAAAUUGGUAUUAUACAUGUGGAAAUUAUGCAUUGAGAUUUUCCAUUCAAGGAUGCACUUGAACUGUUCCAUCAACAGGAUCAUAAAYGGCUAGUGUUGCAUUGAGACUAACAGAGAACGAAGCCUUAGUGUCAAAUUCCAUUCCUUUAUGAGCACUGAAGUUACUCUGUAGAGUKAGGUUUUGAAGUUGCUUCCCUGGUGAAAAAUAGCCAAAAAAAGGACUAAUACAUUGCUGAACCUUUAAAUAUUCAAGUUACACCCUAAUUUCAGUUGGCAUAUGACAAGAAAGAAAUAACAGCUGGAGCCAACUGCUCAUAUUGUAAUCCUUUCUAAGGACUUGCCUGUUGCAGCAGCCAACACUAAAUACUUCUGAAAUCACCAAUAAUAAAUCUUUUAUGACUGCUAACUUCUAAGUUGUACAGUCUUCUAAGAUACUUGGAGAAUAUGCUCAGAAAAUGUUGUCUCAUUAUUAAGAAAAUGAGAAUAAGACCUAUCAUCAAAUGUUGAUCUAUGGCUAUAUGUUUUACACUUCCCCUAAGUUCUUAGAAUGCAAGGGGGCUGCUGUAGU